AAGCCGCGUUAUUUCAGCUCGACGUAGGCCGACGCCGUGAAGCAACGGAAACAGCAGCUAGCUAACUAACAACACAACUUUCCGAUUUUCAGGUUCUGUGAUAGUUCUCCAAACGACGUAUCCUGACUUCAGUUUAAAAAGAAGGUAGAGAAGAAGGUAGAGGACAGCUACAGGUUAUCCUCCUCCCGCUGUCCGCCAGUACGUGUGUAAUUAGAAGUUAUCUCGGGAUAAAUUAGCCAGAUUUGUGGCACGAAGUAGGUCACAGAGCGCCUUGUUCGGUUCAGAUUCGCUGUCGAGCACGAUUUUACUGUGACACGGAUCAUGGUUCUCCUUAAAAACAUCCAUCCUCCCACCGAGGGAGUGCGACACGAGCAAGCCGACACCACGGCGGUGCUGGACGGUCAGAGGCUGGGCUGCGGCACGCUGUACGUCGCCGAAACGCGUUUGUCGUGGUUUGAUGGAUCAGGGUUGGGUUUCGCUCUGGAGUAUCCCUCCAUUGGUCUGCAUGCCAUUUCCAGGGAUGUGAGUGCUUACCCCCAGGAACACCUGUAUGUCAUGGUGAACGGAAAGCUCAAUGAUGAGAAUGAGGCAGAAAUGGCAGAGAAAGCAGCUGGUGAUGAAGAGGAUGACGGCAGCAGCAGCGGAGGGGAUGAUGACGAUGAUGAGGGGGUGAUCUCAGAGAUCCGGUUUGUGCCGACUGACAAGACGUCAUUGGAGUCCAUGUUCUCAGCCAUGUGUGAAUGCCAGGCCCUUCAUCCUGACCCGGACGAUGAAGACUCUGACAAUGACUUUGAGGGAGAGGAGUACGACGUGGAAGAAGCUGAGGCAGAGCACGGUCAUGCUGACAUCCCGACUUUCUACACAUGCGACGAGGGUUUGUCAGCGCUCACGCAGGAAGGCCAGGCCACGCUGGAGAGGCUGGAAGGGAUGCUGGCCCAGUCCGCCACUCAGCAGUACCACAUGGCCGGGGUGAGGACCGAAGAAACAAAAGCUGAGUUUGAAGAUGGUAUGGAGGUGGAUGCUGCAGCGAUGGAGGCCGGUCAGUUCGAGGACGCAGACGUUGAGCACUAGUCUCGCCAUGCAUAUGUUUGACUCCUCCUGCAGGAUGAAGUCGUGUCUACAUUCAAACAAAGCACCAGUGGGAUCAUAGAGGAAGACGGCAGCACUUAUUUACGGCUUUCUGCUCUGACCCACACCCUCUUCCUUUGUCGUAAUUUUCUGUUCUCACCCAUGUGCUGAAACUCGUCUCAGUGGUCCUUCUUCCAUCGGCUCAUGUGUCUCAUGUUAAAGCUCACUCAUUGCAGCAUGUUGGUGCAUUUUUAUGGUUAUAUCAUCAAGCCGCUGUGAUGCAGUGAGCUAUUAAUGAACUGUUGCCUGCUGGGAUGCUGCCAGAAAAUACUCAAAUCCUGUUGACUGUAUUAAAACAUUUUGUUUUGUACCUAAAAACUAAUUUACUACUUGUUUUUUUUUUUUUUUCCUCCAUUGAAGUCUUUGUAAGAAAUUAUCAAUAAAAUAAUUUUGUAUCUUG
Molecule: messenger RNA, 1528 nt
Organism: Girardinichthys multiradiatus
Lineage: Eukaryota; Metazoa; Chordata; Actinopteri; Cyprinodontiformes; Goodeidae
Gene: clns1a
Product: chloride channel, nucleotide-sensitive, 1A
Exons: 8
Coding region: 322-1071 (249 amino acids)
Biological process (GO): cell volume homeostasis; chloride transport; spliceosomal snRNP assembly
Cellular component (GO): methylosome; plasma membrane; spliceosomal complex
Source: RefSeq, a predicted model, not a curated record